AGUAUCAGUGAAGCUAACAUUGCCAACGUUACAGAUAGUUGACCCAGCAUAAAGGCGUAUUACAUCACAGCUUUUACGUUUACGUCACUGACGUCAAUAGGAUUCGGAAACGUGUCACCAAAUAACAACGGCGAAAACAUAUUCUCAAUAUUUGCUGUUCUGCUUAGAUGAUGCCUUCAUGCCUUUAAUCUAUGCAAUUUAAAACAAUACGUGCGCCCCCUGGUGACAUAUUGAUACAUCCGGGUGAUAUGUUGAAGCUCUGUAUCUUAUUGCACGCGAAUCCAUGGAAAUUGUGGCAGACAUUAAUGUAAUAGUGAUACAAGCUCGACGAAGCGAGCGCUUUUACUGGCGCUGAAGGAUGACCAACACUGGACCGCAGAUGGAAGAAGAUGAGCCGACAUCUAAGGCAUUCCAAAUGUCUCUGCAGCAACCCUACAGACAUAGAUACAGCGUUCAAAGAAGGAUCAUUGAAAAGUUCCGAUGUAAAAUGGCGAAACCACAAAAAAAAAGAAAAAAAAUCCAUGCCUUGCACCUUGGCGCAAUCGCCUUACGUCAGUCGAUAUACAUCCAGUACGUCAAUGGCACAGUCUGUUUCCGGCGAAACUAACAGGUCACCCAGGGAAACAUCAGAAAGUCGAGCGCCCUCUAGUAAUCGUCCGCAUUCCUGGGAAGAUGGUGAUACAGCGCCACCUGUAAGAGUGAGACAGACGUCGCAGUUGAACCUCGUGGAAAUCGUCUGCAGGCUUAACUUUCUAGCAAAGUACACAAAUGCUAAUGCAAACAUGCAUUUUUAA
This is a messenger RNA of Mercenaria mercenaria, 794 nucleotides long. RefSeq lists its product as uncharacterized. Bases 390 to 794 code for a protein of 134 amino acids. NCBI's taxonomy places the organism in Eukaryota, Metazoa, Mollusca, Bivalvia, Venerida, Veneridae. The record is from RefSeq and is a predicted model, not a curated record. The transcript has 5 exons.